Molecule: messenger RNA, 1248 nt
Organism: Choloepus didactylus (southern two-toed sloth)
Lineage: Eukaryota; Metazoa; Chordata; Mammalia; Pilosa; Megalonychidae
Gene: SPSB2
Product: splA/ryanodine receptor domain and SOCS box containing 2
Exons: 3
Coding region: 224-1015 (263 amino acids)
Biological process (GO): protein ubiquitination; proteasome-mediated ubiquitin-dependent protein catabolic process; intracellular signal transduction
Cellular component (GO): SCF ubiquitin ligase complex
Molecular function (GO): protein binding
Source: RefSeq, a predicted model, not a curated record
CCCGGCGCGCGUUUCGGCUGCGUGCGGCUGGGCUCCUUCCGACGGCCGGGCGACCUCCUGGGCUGGGAAGCCGAGCGACGGUCGGAGGCGGGGACGGGGGCACGGGACGGUCAUGGAGGACAGUCGGGAGUGUCCAUGAUCAGCCCGGAACUAGAGCUCAACUUUCAGAAGAGAGACCCCGUAGCAAGACUCUUUUCGGGGAGUCCUCCAGCUCCUCACCUCCAUGGGCCAAACGGCCCUGGCAGGGGGCAGCAGCAGCACCCCUACCCCACAGACCCUGUACCCUGACCUCUCUUGUCCCGAGGGCUUGGAGGAGCUGCUGUCUGCGUCCCCUCCUGACCUGGGGGCCCAACGGCGCCACGGUUGGAACCCCAAGGACUGCUCAGAGAACAUCGAGGUUAAGGAAGGGGGUUUGUGCUUUGAGCGUCGACCUGUGGCCCAGAGCACUGAUGGGGCCCGGGGGAAAAGGGGCUACUCGAGGGGCCUGCACGCCUGGGAGAUCAGCUGGCCCCCUGAGCAGAGGGGCACCCAUGCCGUGGUGGGCGUGGCCACGGCCCUCGCCCCGCUGCAGACAGACCACUAUGCGGCGCUGCUGGGCAGCAACAGCGAGUCGUGGGGCUGGGACAUUGGUAGGGGAAAGCUGUACCAUCAAAGCAAGGGUCCCGGCGCCCCUCACUACCCAGCUGGACCCCAGGGUCAGCAGCUGGAGGUGCCGGAGAGGCUGCUGGUGGUUCUGGACAUGGAGGAGGGAACUCUGGGCUAUGCUAUUGGGGGCACCUACCUGGGGCCAGCCUUUCGUGGACUGAAGGGCAGGACCCUCUAUCCAGCAGUAAGUGCUGUCUGGGGCCAGUGCCAGGUCCGCAUCCGCUACCUGGGCGAAAGGAGAGCGGAGCCACACUCUCUCCUGCACCUGAGUCGCCUGUGUGUGCGCCACACCCUGGGGGAUACCCGGCUUGGCCAGGUGUCUGCUCUGCCCUUGCCCCCUGCCAUGAAGCGCUACCUGCUCUACCAGUGACCUCUGUGCUGCCACCCCUACCUGAGGGGAGGAGAGGACCACUGCUGGCCUGGACCAGCUAUUUAAAGCCAGUGAGGCUGGGCCCCUACCCCCAAAUUCCUAAGACCUGGGGAGUUCACCAGCUGCAGAGCCACCCAAAGGAAGGGAGGGAGCUGUUAUUUGAGGUUGUGACAGCCUAGUAUGCAAGACACUUUUUUUCAAGUAAAAAUAGUAAGAGAUGUGUUGUUUAGAAA